GCCACCCUCCGGCCGAGCCCGGCUCCCCGCAGCGGCCACCCCGAGGCCGAGCAGCCGCCUCCCGGGGCGGGAUGAGCAGACCCGCGGCCGUCGCGGGGCCCCAUGGAGGAGCAGGCGCGGCCGCCGGCGCGCCCAGCAGCGAGCAUGGGCUCGGCGGGCAGCCCGCUCCCCGGAGCCCCCUCCGCGGCCGGCGCGCCUGGCGGGGCUGCCUGCACGGCGACGGCGGCCGCGCUCUCUUUCAGCACCGUGGCGACCGCGGCGGCCGUGGCGCUGGGGAACCGGAGCAGCGCGGGCGGAGGCGGCGGCGCUGGCGCUCCGGGCGGCGGCGGCCUCGGCGCGGCGGGGACGGCGGGGGCGGCGCGGACCCAGGGAGCGGCGGGGGCGGCGGGGAGGCCGCCGCUGGGCCCGGAGGCGGCGCCGCUGCUGUCGCACGGGACGGCUGUGGCGGCGCAGGCGCUGGUUCUGCUCCUCAUCUUCCUGCUGUCUAGCCUGGGCAACGGCGCCGUGAUGGGGGUGAUCGUGAAGCACCGGCCGCUGAGGACCGUCACCAACGCCUUCAUCCUGUCGCUAUCCCUGUCGGACCUGCUCACGGCGCUGCUCUGCCUGCCCGCCGCCUUCCUGGACCUCUUCACGCCGCCCGCCGCCGCCGCGGGGCCCUGGCGCGGCUUCUGCGCCGUCGGCCGCUUCUUCAGCUCCUGCGGCGGCAUCGUGUCGUCGCUGAGCGUCGCGCUCAUCUCGCUGGACCGCUACUGCGCCAUCGUGCGGCCGCCGCGGGAGAAGCUCGGCCGCCGCCGCGCGCUGCAGCUGCUGGCGGGCGCCUGGCUGGCGGCGCUCGGCUUCUCGCUGCCCGGGGAGCUGCUGGGGGCGCCCCGGGACCCCCCGGCGGCGCAGAGCUUUCACGGAUGCCUCUACCGCACCUCCCCGGACCCCGCGCAGCUGGGCGCGGCCUACAGCGUGGGGCUGGUGGUGGCCUGCUACCUGCUGCCCUUCCUGCUCAUGUGCUUCUGCCACUACCACAUCUGCAGGACCGUGCGCCUGUCCGCCGUGCGCGUGCGGCCGGUCGCCACCUACGCGCGCGUGCUGCGCCUUUGCAGCGAGGUGCGCACGGCCACCACCGUGCUGGUCAUGAUCGUCUUUGUCGUCUGCUGCUGGGGCCCCUACUGCUGCCUGGUGCUGCUGGCCGCCGCCCGCCAGGCCCAGGCCGCGCAGGGCCCCUCGCUCCUCAAUGUGGUGGCUGUCUGGCUGACCUGGGCCAACGGGGCCAUCAACCCUGUCAUCUAUGCCAUCCGAAACCCCAACAUUUCGAUGCUUCUGGGGCGCAACCGCGAAGAGGGCUACCGGACUAGGAAUGUGGACGCCGUCCUGCCCAGCCAGGGCCCAGGGCUGCCCCCCAGGAGCCGCAGUCGCCCCCGGAACCGCUGUGCCCAGCGUCUGGGGGCCUCCAGCCGGAAGUCCUCGUCCAUCGUGGCCGGCGGUGCAAGAGGGGACAUGGCCAUGUGGGCCCGCAAAAAUCCAGUCGGGCUUUUCUUUCGGGAGGGGCCCCCAGAGCCUCUGACACCGACAGCCAAACAGACUAAAUCUGAAGCUGGGGAUACCAGCGUCUGAGGCCGGACAGCCUCGGGAGGCGAAUAUCCACUCGCUUCGUUUAGUGAUAACAGGAUUCCUGGGAGAAUCGUGCGAUUUCAUAAAGCCAAACAUUUAGAAACUAAAGAGAUGGACGGGGGGAGGGCCACCACUUCCCCCAAACAUAAAAAGACAAUGUUCGAUUCUUCAAAAGUGCCAAAGGAAUGUAAAAUGCAAAAAUUAAAACAAUCUUAAACCACACAACCAAGCAUUGUGAACUGUAAGUGCCAAAAAUGACAAAAAUAAUAUUCAGUUAUUGACUAGCUCACGUUGCAGGAUCACACUGUGAAACAAACACAACGUUGAAUGCAGCCAGUAUUUGUUAAAAUACGUAGAGUUUCAGGAAUGAUCGGAGACCCUCAGAACUGCUUCACAGCCCUUCUAAAUCACCAGCAUUCAACAGAACUUCAGCUUCUAGAACUUGCACCCUUGACAUGCUUUGGGUGCUUAGGUUUGGAGUGGAAAAUUCUUAUCUUUACACACAUUGGUGUACCUCCCCACCCCACCCCAUAACCAUUGUGGGAAAUUGUCCCAUUUCAAACGUUUUAGGAUUUUGAAAAGGUGGUUCAUUACUAGAUAAAAAUACAACCACGUGAAGGGCAGAUAGAAGUAUGAACAUAAAAGAAAUGUUUCUGUUUUAAAAAGUAUUAAAAAAUUAUACAUAAAAUUUAAUGUUCCUUCCAUUUCUGUCAUACCCCAAAAUGAUCUGCCUUGGAAAACUUUGAAAAGUGAGCUUUACCCUUACUCUAACCUGCUACUUUUGUUUCUGAUCAUUUUUGUAUUGUGCUCUCAAAACGCUUUCCUAUUUUUAAAAAUACAUUUACAGUAGAAAAUCUUUGUUUUCUGAGGUAAAUUUGGUUUUUAGAUACAGCCAAAAUGUAAUUUGAAGUCAAGUUUAUUGAAUAAGGUGAGUAAUGCCACUUUUUAAAUUGUUUAAAAAAUUAACAGCUCCAUAAAAUAACAAAAUUGGUUUUGCUGUUAUGGCUUUUAACUAACUGAAGAUGAUUCUAAAGAGGAGUUCUAAAAACAUUUUGAGAAGUGGCCAUAUUCUUGGAAUAAACAUGGAGAUUUCUAAGAGGAUCAUACAUUUGGAAGUUUGGGUAUUUUUUAUUACAGCUGAUGGUUGCUUUAUAAACAGGACUUGUCUAAAUAACAGUCUUUAUUAGGAAGGAAGAAUUAAGUAUGGGACUAUUACAUGUAGUAGGGUAUUAAAACAUAGGCACACACUUACAGAGGUACUUCAAGCAAACUGAAAAUAUCUUCAGAAAUGUGAAGAAUGAAGAUGCUUUUUACAGUAAUUCAGAAGCACAAUUCAGGAUUUGUCUAUGUGGCACAUGAAAUACCAUGGUACACAAAAGCAUUCUGUUUUUUUUUAGACAUGAGUCUCAAGCUGUCAUCCUGUGUAGAGUGCGGUGACAUAGCUCAGAGAAACCUCCAACUCGGGCUCAAGCCAUCCUCUUGCCUCAUUUUUUCUAUAUUUAGUAGAGACGAGGGUCUCACUUUUGCUCAGGCUGGUCUCAAACUGGUGAGCUCAAGCAAUUCACCCACCUUCACCUCCCAGAAGUGGAGGAUUGGGAGGAUUACAGGCAGUUAUGCUAGGAUUACAGGCAGACACGAGCCACGGCACCUGGCCAGAAUUUUUUAAAUGUCAUUUGUUCUCCCUCUUUCUUUCCCUCCAUCCUGACCCUCUUUUCUUCAAUUAUUUCACAGCCUUAAUUGAGUAAGUACUUUAUGUUAGG
Messenger RNA from Nycticebus coucang (slow loris), 3362 nucleotides. It is a transcript of the gene GPR135, whose product is annotated as G protein-coupled receptor 135. Gene Ontology annotation, molecular function: G protein-coupled receptor activity. Gene Ontology annotation, biological process: G protein-coupled receptor signaling pathway. Bases 103 to 1605 code for a protein of 500 amino acids. Gene Ontology annotation, cellular component: membrane. The record is from RefSeq and is a predicted model, not a curated record. The transcript has a single exon. Lineage: Eukaryota; Metazoa; Chordata; Mammalia; Primates; Lorisidae.